AUGGAUUUUGAUGAACGGGUCCCUGUUGGGUCUAAUAUGUAUUUACCCAGCUGCACGUAUUAUGUCUCCGGGACUGACUUCUCAAGCCUCCCUCCUUUUUUAUCACAGAGCCAAUCUUCUUGUCCCAUGACAUAUUCCUACCCAUCCUCAUCUCUGCCACAGGUUCCGUCCGUAAGAGAAGUAGCCUUCAGGGACUAUGGCAUUGAUACCUCCAGUAAAUGGCACCACAGAGGAAGCUUAUCACACUGUUACCCGUCUGAGGACAUUGUGCACAGGGACUGUUUUACCAGCCCGACUUCUUUAGGGGAAAUAUUCGCGAAAAAUAGCUCCAAUGUUGUCUACCACCACUCCAACUCAAAUCCAACGACAAGUCUCUCCGGUAGCGUUGGUAGAAAUGGAGUGCUACCACAAGCAUUCGAUCAGUUUUUCGAUUCUGCCUACGCAGAAAAGACACCAAACGAGCAUUCUGCAGCCAAACAACCUCCAGUUCCUUCAUCCGGCUCCGACGCGUGCCCGGAUACCGAGGAGAGAACGCGGCGCGAGCAGAGCUGUAGCCCCUCGUCGUCUUCCUGCAACAAUGAGGACAGAUGUAGUAGUAGUGGUCAGAAGGGACGCAAGAAGAGAUGCCCUUACACAAAAUACCAAAUAAGAGAACUCGAGAGGGAGUUUUUUUUCAGUGUUUACAUUAACAAAGAGAAACGUCUUCAACUCUCUAGGAUGCUCAAUCUCACAGAUCGGCAAGUGAAAAUAUGGUUUCAAAACCGGAGAAUGAAAGAGAAGAAACUUAACAGAGACCGUUUACAGUAUUACACCACAAACCCUUUGCUAUGA
Molecule: messenger RNA, 831 nt
Organism: Hypomesus transpacificus
Lineage: Eukaryota; Metazoa; Chordata; Actinopteri; Osmeriformes; Osmeridae
Gene: hoxa11b
Product: homeobox A11b
Exons: 2
Coding region: 1-831 (276 amino acids)
Biological process (GO): anatomical structure development; regulation of transcription by RNA polymerase II
Cellular component (GO): nucleus
Molecular function (GO): RNA polymerase II cis-regulatory region sequence-specific DNA binding; DNA-binding transcription factor activity, RNA polymerase II-specific
Source: RefSeq, a predicted model, not a curated record